AUGGGCCAGAGGAAUAACUGCAGACUCCGUGAUUACGUCCUGAUAGGCGACUACGGGGUAAAUGAGAAUAUUGACCAGAAAGCUCAACAGCAAGUGGGUAUUGUAGCGCAGGCCAGAAACCUAGUAAGAUUAAUAUUUACCUGGCGCGCCACGUGGGGCGGCGAGGCAGGUGAAAGUCUCUCAAGGUUUAGUUGUGCUUUUUACCUUCUGGAGGUUGAGAUCAUUAUUUUAGAAGCCAAACUUGAGACGAAGGCUCUGAAGGCAAAACGGCCUGGGUUUUCCGAGGAGCGUUACAACGAAACUUCAUACUACAUAGAAAAUGGUCUGCGGAAAGUCUAUCCCUAUUACUUCACGUUCACCACCUUCACCAAAGGACGCUGGGUGGGAGAAAAGAUCCUUGACGUGUUCGCCAAAGAGUUCCGAGCACAUCCUGCCGAGGAGUAUGAGCGAUGCAUUAAGAGUGGCACCCUGACGGUCAACUACGAGAAAGUCGACGUGGAUUAUCGACUCAAACACAAUGACUUACUUGCAAACAUCGUGCACAGACAUGAGACGCCGGUGUUAGCGCGAAACAUUGAGAUAUUACAUUUAGAUGAGGAUUUGGUCGUUCUCGACAAGCCAUGUUCCUUGCCGGUACACCCGUGCGGCCGCUACCGACACAACACUGUCGUCUUCAUCCUGGCUAAGGAGUACAAUCUCAAGAACCUCAGAACCAUCCACCGCCUCGAUAGACUCACGAGCGGCCUCUUGCUGUUUGGAAGGACCCCAAAGAAAGCCCGUGAGAUGGAACAACAGAUCCGCACACGUCAGGUGACCAAAGAGUAUGUGUGCCGAGUGGAAGGAGAAUUCCCAAGGGAACACAUUGAAUGCAACGAACCCAUAGAAGUAGUCAGCUACAAGAUUGGGGUGUGCAAGGUCUCACCCACUGGCAAGGACUGCCGCACUGAGUUCACACGACUUUCUUACAAUGGCAAAACGUCAGUGGUGCUUUGCCGACCCCACACUGGACGUAUGCACCAGAUUCGAGUCCACCUUCAGUACUUAGGCUACCCCAUCGUGAACGAUCCCCUAUACAACCACACAGUCUUUGGGCCCAACAAGGGCAAAGGUGGCAUUGUUGCCAAGACAGAUGAGCAGCUGAUCCAAGACUUGAUCAAGAUCCACAAUGCUGAGAACUGGCUGGGAAUGGAUGGGGAUGCAGAAUACUCCAUGUUCAAGGGACGUGAGAAGACAGACAAUGAUGAAGAGGGAGGAUCCCAGCGCAACACCCCAAGCCCCAAGGAAAAGUCUCCUUCAGCCGCAGAUGCCCCACGUGUGACAUCUCCCCCUGCGCUCAUUGCCCAGUCAGGCUAUGCUUCACCCAAAGCCCUCACUUCAUCACUAGACAUCCAGCCCUCUAUGGUAGGAGCUGAAGCAGUCCCACCGAAGACAAUAAAUGGCUGCAGCAGUGGUCUUGUUGGAAGUGAUGGCCUUGGUGUUGUGUCUGCAGGAACCCAGACCAGUGAGGGGAGCAGAGACUAUGGCUACCAGCCUCGGCUCAUGACAGUCGAUGAACACUGCUAUGAAUGCAAAGUGAGAUACCGUGACCCUAAGCCUAGAGACCUUGUUAUGUAUCUCCAUGCUCUCAAGUACAUGGGACCAGGAUGGCAGUAUGAGACAAAGUUGCCUGAAUGGGCCUCAGAAGACUGGAAGGAACCUGAGGAUGACCAUUAGAAAGAUGAAGCCCUUAUUUUACAAUGAAGACCUGAAGAGAAAGACAGACCGUGAGGGGAAAAGGGUCCGACAGAUGGAUUUGAUUUCAUAAAGACAGAAUGACUACCUGUAUGUAAAGAUACCUGUAUGUAAGUGUAGGAUUCAAUAGCAGUAGACUGUAGGACUGAGGAAACCUGACAAUGAACUGCUACCUCACAAGGUGUUAUCUGCGAAGCAUUUGAGUAAGAAAGAAUUUAAUCAAUAAAAUCAGUUUCACAAAAGGUGGCCCCAUAUUAGUUAUGAAACUAAAUGCUGAUCGAGUCAUUUUUAGGAACAUAACUAAUCUGUUAAUGUAAAUUUAGAUCUAAACAGAUGAUUUAAUAUAUCUUGUUAUUGUUUGAAAAUGAUUCAUAUUUUAAAUAAGAACUGUUUGUUCUACAGAAGAAAAGUAUUAUUAUAACCAAUAUUGCAUUCCUACAUUACACUAAGACCUGCAAAACCCUUUAAAUUUAUAAUAGGAAAUGCUAAUUGCAGCUGCUGAAAAGUACAUAAUCCGAGUGAUGAACUCUGGUGCAGGUAUCAUAUUGAAUAGGUUAUAUUUUGCCUACAACUUAGCUACCAACAUUGACAGUGUUUUAGUAUUUUUAAUUGCCAGUAUUUAAUGGAAUUAGUUUUAGCUUUAUUUAUUGAUAAAUUCUUUCAAGACAUUAUACAUUAUAGUUGAACAUGGGAAAGCCAUGAACAGGAUAUGGAAAAAGUUAUUUGCUUGCUGAUUUUAGUGUUUAAGUCCCAUAUCUGCAUUGCUUCCUCAAAUAUUUCCUCACCCCUCAGUGUCACAGAAUGCUACUUCCAUUUCUCAUCUAGUUAAUUACAUGUAAUUAUGACUGGUUUAUGUGUUACAGUCAAAUAAACUUUCCCAUAUUACAGUCAGAAAUUUUUCAACCAGGUUGACUAAGUGGGGCAAAGGAAAUGACAGUGUUAGUCCUAAGACAAGAUUUUUGCUCGAAAGCUAAGCCAUUUUAUACAUUCAUUUAGUUACUUUGUGUUACAUGACUGCAGUCAGUGUACUAUUUCAUAAUAAAGUUGAUUAUUUUCUUGGGAUCUGAGCCAAUCUGCGAUCUGUUGCUAUGUGUCGAGUUGUGGUCACGACGGAUGCUAUGAGAGUGCUGGCCAUACGUCCCUCUAUUCCUCGUUAUCAUAGAGCAGGUUCUGUGAGCACCCAACCCCCCACGCAGCAACAUAGACAGUCAGUGGCAUAUGAUUGCAAAGUGUUUGUGGUCAAAGUGCUAGGUCUCCCCCAACCUUCCCCUUCCCCAUCGUAUAAACACGCUGGCUGCUGGUGAUUGUGAUGUGCCGUCAAUGAGCCCCUGCGAGCAGGGCAGUAGUGAACUAGAGAAGUCUACAAGCUUGGCACUUUGUUAAGAGCACGUGUUAAGAAAACAAUACAUUUAGCAUUGCAUUUUUAACUCAUUUUCAAUGUGUCUGACCCAUUUUUUCUUGUAUACUAUUGCCAGUUGAAGGGCUGUGCAACUGGUUGACUGUACUUAAAAGUCAAGAUGAAGCAAGAGAUGAACAAGAGACAUCUCUUGAUCAGCAAUUCAUGCACAGGUUCUUAUGCCUCAUAUGCUUAGUUGAGUCAUAGAAGUCUGUUGUACAAAUUGUUUAACUUAGGUUUAAGGAGAUUGACUGUAUAAUUCAUCCUUGAUGUAAAUACAAGUGAUCUUGUAUAUUGGCCAUAAAUUGUAGAUAUUUGUUGAGCGGGUAGAUUACAGUUUCUUCUAUGAUAUUCAUCCUUCUGUUAGUAAUGUAGCUGAGUAUUUUAAGUAUAAGUCUGCCUAGGUGAUACUUCUGCUUUAAUAUUAAAAAAAAAAUCUUUCAAUACAGUACUCCUAGAUAUGAACUAAUUGUGUGUUGAUUUUAGGGAUAGUUCUCUAAAGCUUUUUGUUGAUUUGCACAACAUUAUAACAUAGCAGGCAUUGCUGUCUGACCAUUAAUACAGUAUUCAUGAUAGUGUUUCUUGAUAAGUAAUAAUCAGCCAGAGAAGUAUUCAACUGUGACAAAUAUUUGCUUUUUUAUCUUUUUUUAUACUCCAGUUUAUGUUGUCAGUCACAGCACAAAUUGUUCAUUCCCAUUUUGUGUAACCUCCAUAAACUACAAUUAAUGUUGGGUUUGUUCAGAAGUAGCAAUGUCAGUGAGAUGGCUGGAUGGCAGCUCCACUGAGAAGGAGAGCCCAUUAUUUUUUAAGCACAGCCUCUUGGCAAGGGUUCUGUCAUCCACUCUGGUGACUGUGGAUUCUUCUAAACAUAGCCAUAAUUGGAGACUGUGCGACAGCGGCACAUCUCAGCACGAUGUUAAGUGAAGACAGAUACGUGUUAUGGGAAGUCCAGGGUCUUCAGAGUCAGGAAAGAGUUCACACUCACCGAGAUGUCAAGUGUCAGCCUAGUACAACUAUUUUGACCCAGCCUUUCAAUACAGUAAUAAAGAAAAAAAGUCUUUGAGAUGAAGUAUCGCUAUAUGAAAUGGUGGAUCAAAGUGACCAGAUUUGUUUUGCACAGUAAGCAUGUGCAAGUUUUUCCAGCUUGUUAAUAUGAAGGAAUUUUGUGGUCAAUGUGAAGAAUACUUUCCUGUCUACCAUGUCUUGAGGAAUGUUUUAAUCUGCAGUAUAUUAGAACGGUCCUCCCUACCAUGUAUCUGUUUGCUAGCUUCACGAUGCCCGAGCUCAAUGCCAUACAACUUGGCCCCAAUUAAGGCUGCUGUGGGCCAGGAGUUGGCCAUUAAUAUUAGGUUGGUAUGCCUGCUCCAAAAUAUGCCUUCCCAACUUUUCUACUGGUUUCUGAGCCUUAUACUGAGAAUACUCUUGGUAACAAGCUCUUUCUCGAACUGUGCCUUAGAUCAUUGUAAGUACGAGGCCAAGCACUCUACUGUGGCUCGCCCCAACGCGCCCGCCUGCCGUAGUCAAGGCGCGUAAUGUUCCCCUUGAAACUGUGACUCCAGAAUUCAUUGCAUGUGUCGAUUUUUAGUCGGGGAGCAUAAUGGCAGCAAUGGUAGAGUGUCUUUGGUACACUCAGCCUUGGGUAGACACAUCAGAAAGGUAUAAUAAUUAUAAUAAUUAAUAAUAAUAAUAUUAAUAAUAUUAAUAGACUCGUUGCCUUCAUUUUGUACAUGAUAAAGCACCCGGUCAGUAACUUUUGACCGUGAGUUUGUUUUCGGCCCAUCUGAAAUUAGACAAGAUCAGAAAUUGUCAUCCUUGAGGAACGCAUCAAUAAGAGUCAUUUCACUACAUUUUUAAAAGAGAAACUCACUCCUAUUGAAAGUGUACCCAGGGUCUAAUUAUUGUGUAAUUCACUUUUACUGAACUAAGCAUACUAACAAACUUUACGGUGCUGCAGUUUCAGGAAGAAAUACAAUCCAAUAGUAGCAAUAACGUGAUUAGAUGAAAAAGAGAGAAAAAGUUUCCUCCAAAAUUCAUGUCUUUUAAAGUUAUUAAUUCAGUCAGAGGAGCCUGGUGUAGAGUGAAUAAAUAAUCUCUGUAAAUACAUUUUGCUUUAGGUAAUAUUUUAGCAUUUAUUUACAAGCAUUACUCUAUGUACGUAGGAAAAUCUCUGGAUAUGCAUAUCCCGCCAUAAUACACACAACUGUAUAGCUUUUGACUUAAGUCCCUACCUCGAUAUCCUAGAUAUGUAAUUCCUAGCUGUUAAGACAUUUGAUUAGGAAGUUUUGUUAAUAGGUUUAAUAUAAUUUUAAUGGUAAUGGGAGAAGGGACAAGCACAAUAAGUUAUUGAUACAGACAGUUUAUACUGUUGCAUAUAUACAAAUGAAAGAGACAAUGCCACAUGUUUUUUUUUUUCUUCUUUUUUGAAUGGUAUUUAUGUACAACUUUUAUUUUUUAAUGGAAGACAAAGAGUGGUCAUUCUACCUACAUUAACAGUAUUCUUGGCUGUUAUCAAUAGUUCUGAGAUUGCAAGAAUGUUUCUGGAACUCAUUUCUCCUCUAUGGAGAGAAUAAGAACGAAAUACUUGUACUUGUAGUGCGGAAUCAUUCUUAUGAGGCUCGGAAUUAGGAAUAUUGUCCAACUUGUGACAGACAUCCAAAGUUUUGUUGUGAGAUGUUGGUGACAUCGACUAGAGAAUAGGAACAAUCCAGCAAAGUAGAAGAAAUGAGAAUAAAUAAACAUCAUCAUGGAAAGGAGGGGAUCAGGUCUUACAGCCAAGGAAGAGCUUGAGGUUCAUGGGUAAGUUUGCACGCUGAUGACGUCAUCAUGGGUUUCUUUUACCCAGAAGAGACAUCAGCUAAUCCCUUGAUGCAUAUCAGGUUAGAACAGAGAUAGUUUAGCCAUAGAAAAAUUUUAAAUGAUGGAAUGAAAGUGCCAGUUGCCUGUGAAUAGUUUUACUCUUUCUCUUUGUAAAGAAUAAGUCCAUAUUGAAGGGAAAAAAUACAUAAAAAAAAAAAAAAUACAAAAAAAAGCUUAGAUUCUUAACUCCUACUCCUCUUUAUAUUCAGAAUCAUGUUGGUUGGACCUACAGACUCCCCUCAUUUCCCCUCGUUGUAAGGUAAAAGUGGAUGUGAGAUUGUUUGCUCUGCUUGGCAACAUUCCCAUUGGACCAGCUCAGGAAGUCGUCCCUUCUCUGACGCUCCUUCCCAUCCACCUAUUUUCCUCCUUCCCUCUGCUCUUGGUCUUUUCUCUCAUUUCCUGCAGUCUUUUUUUUUUUUCUUUGAAUCAUUCUCUCUCUCUCUCUCUCUCUCUCUCUCUC
Molecule: messenger RNA, 6443 nt
Organism: Penaeus vannamei (Pacific white shrimp)
Lineage: Eukaryota; Metazoa; Arthropoda; Malacostraca; Decapoda; Penaeidae
Source: RefSeq, a predicted model, not a curated record